GGGUCGCCCACAAAAUCUAUCACGAAGGCUCCGUUGCCGCGUGCGCGCCCAUGCCGCUCUCCUGCUUCGCCGCCGGCGGCGGCAGAGGCGGCGACCCCUCACCGGGGCCACCGUCCUCCGCGUCGACGUCCGUCUACUGGACGCACCUCGGAGCCAUCACGCUGACGUGGUCCCGCACCCGGUUCGGCCUCCUCCUGGCCGCGGAGCUCCGCCUCGCCAAGGACGCCGCCGUGCCCGCGCGCUUCGUGCUCCGGCCGUGGCUCCCGUGGCGGCGACGCGGAGCCAAGCGGUUCUCAGCGCCGGGCGGCCGCGUCGUCGCGUUCUCGUGGGACCUCUCGCGCGCCGGCUUCGCCUCCGCCCGCCGGCCGGAGCCCGUGUCCCGGUACAGCCUACACGUCUCGGUCGACGGCGAGCUCGCGCUGGCCGUCGGGGACCUCGCGCCCCCCGCGUCCGCGGGUCUCCUCCUGUCCCGCCGGGAGAACGCCGUCGCCGUUGCAACCGGAGACGCAUACACAACCACCGUCUCCGUCGCGGGCGAGACGCACAAGGUGUCCCUCGCCGUGGAGGACUCCACCAUGUGGGUCGCCGUGGAUGGCGAGAAGGCCCUCCAGGUGCGCCGCCUACGGUGGAAGUUCCGCGGCAGCGAGAGGCUGGACCUCCCCCGCGGCCGCGUCCGGGUCACGUGGGACCUCCACAGCUGGCUCUUCUCCCCGGACGCGGCCGCCGUCUUCGUCCUCCGGUUCGAAACGGCCGACGCGGACGAAGCGGACGGCAAGGACGUGGAGGAAGACGCGGGCUUGCACGCACUACUAAGGCAGAGUUCUUUCAAGAAUCACCACGGCGGCGGCGGCGAGAGCUGGUGCAGCAGUGACAGCGAUAGGAGGGGAUGGAGGCGUGGCCCGUUCAGGUCGGGCUCCGACACGUCGCCGUCGGUGUCGGUGGCGUCGACGUCCGCGGCGUCGUCGGCAGGUAGCGUGGCGAUGGUGUCCGAGUGGGCGGCCGCGGAGGAGGAGGCGGCGCUGAAGGACGGUGGCGGGUUCUCCCUCGUGGUCCACCUUUGGAAGAAGAGCAAGUAACGGCAAUGCAUCCAUGGUGUUGGUGCAUUGCUCGCAGUUCAUUGGAUUGUAUGGAACAGAAUCAGUUCGUGCUUGGUAUUUGGAAGCAAAUGCUUUCUGGUGAGAAAGAUUUUGUCAAAACGGAUGAACAUCCUGUGAGUACAAGUUUUGAUCUCAUGUUCGUGACUUGAUCCAGAAAAAGGACAAUGAAUUUCGAGACUGCCACUUGCUCUUAUUCUCUUUUCUAGGCGUUACCGGAGCAGUAAGGGGCUGUUUAGUAGAGCUUUAAUUCUAUAGUGAAAAUAGGAUAAAAGUAAUUUUAUGGUGAAAGUGAUUUUAUUUGUAAAAUUGUUUGGUAUGUUAGUGGUGGAAGUGAUUUUUGAGAGAAUAUUGUGUUAAAAUCGAGGAGAAUCAGUCGAGAAUCA
Molecule: messenger RNA, 1480 nt
Organism: Phragmites australis (common reed)
Lineage: Eukaryota; Viridiplantae; Streptophyta; Magnoliopsida; Poales; Poaceae
Exons: 1
Coding region: 51-1076 (341 amino acids)
Source: RefSeq, a predicted model, not a curated record